GGUCUGGUACUAGGAGUGUACGAGACGGAGAAGGAAGAGGACUCUCUCCAUCUAACUGAAGCAGCAGCUGGGGUCGACAGAGUUCUGUCUGGUAAACUGACUGAGCUGCUAAAGAUAUCAGGACCAGGUCUGAAGAAAGGGAAGAACAGAAUAUUCUACGGUCUUCAUGAGGACUUCCCGUGUAUAGCAGUAGUAGGUCUAGGGAGGAACUCUCUGGGUGUGUGUGGAACAGAAUACUGGGACACCUGUAAGGAGAACAUCAGAGCUGCCAUAGCAGGAGGCUGCAGGGGGCUCCAGGACCACGCGUUGACCCAUAUAGAGGUGGAUGGGUGUAAUGACCAGCUAGUCUGUGAUAGGAGGCUGCAGGGGGCUCCAGGACCACGCGUUGACCCAUAUAGAGGUGGAUGGGUGUAAUGACCAGCUAGUCUGUGAUAGGAGGCUGCAGGGGGCUCCAGGACCACGCGUUGACCCAUAUAGAGGUGGAUGGGUGUAAUGACCAGCUAGUCUGUGAUAGGAGGCUGCAGGGGGCUCCAGGACCACGCGUUGACCCAUAUAGAGGUGGAUGGGUGUAAUGACCAGCUAGUCUGUGAUAGGAGGCUGCAGGGGGCUCCAGGACCACGCGUUGACCCAUAUAGAGGUGGAUGGGUGUAAUGACCAGCUAGUCUGUGAUAGGAGGCUGCAGGGGGCUCCAGGACCACGCGUUGACCCAUAUAGAGGUGGAUGAGUGUAUUGACCAGCUAGUCUGUGAUAGGAGGCUGCAGGGGGCUCCAGGACCACGCGUUGACCCAUAUAGAGGUGGAUGGGUGUAAUGACCAGCUAGUCUGUGAUAGGAGGCUGCAGGGGGCUCCAGGACCACGCGUUGACCCAUAUAGAGGUGGAUGGGUGUAAUGACCAGCUAGUCUGUGAUAGGAGGCUGCAGGGGGCUCCAGGACCACGCGUUGACCCAUAUAGAGGUGGAUGGGUGUAAUGACCAGCUAGUCUGUGAUAGGAGGCUGCAGGGGGCUCCAGGACCACGCGUUGACCCAUAUAGAGGUGGAUGGGUGUAAUGACCAGCUAGUCUGUGAUAGGAGGCUGCAGGGGGCUCCAGGACCACGCGUUGACCCAUAUAGAGGUGGAUGGGUGUAAUGACCAGCUAGUCUGUGAUAGGAGGCUGCAGGGGGCUCCAGGACCACGCGUUGACCCAUAUAGAGGUGGAUGGGUGUAAUGACCAGCUAGUCUGUGAUAGGAGGCUGCAGGGGGCUCCAGGACCACGCGUUGACCCAUAUAGAGGUGGAUGGGUGUAAUGACCAGCUAGUCUGGGUGAUAGGAGGCUGCAGGGGGCUCCAGGACCACGCGUUGACCCAUAUAGAGGUGGAUGGGUGUAAUGACCAGCUAGUCUGGGUGAUAGGAGGCUGCAGGUGGCUCCAGGACAACGCGUUGACCCAUAUAGAGGUGGAUGGGUGUAAUGACCAGCUAGUCUGUGAUAGGAGGCUGCAGGGGGCUCCAGGACCACGCGUUGACCCAUAUAGAGGUGGAUGGGUGUAAUGACCAGCUAGUCUGUGAUAGGAGGCUGCAGGGGGCUCCAGGACCACGCGUUGACCCAUAUAGAGGUGGAUGGGUGUAAUGACCAGCUAGUCUGUGAUAGGAGGCUGCAGGGGGCUCCAGGACCACGCGUUGACCCAUAUAGAGGUGGAUGGGUGUAAUGACCAGCUAGUCUGUGAUAGGAGGCUGCAGGGGGCUCCAGGACCACGCGUUUGACCCAUAUAGAGGUGGAUGGGUGUAAUGACCAGCUAGUCUGUGAUAGGAGGCUGCAGGGGGCUCCAGGACCACGCGUUGACCCAUAUAGAGGUGGAUGGGUGUAAUGACCAUCUAGUCUGUGAUAGGAGGC
This is a messenger RNA of Coregonus clupeaformis (lake whitefish), 1867 nucleotides long. Its product is annotated as cytosol aminopeptidase-like. The annotation marks the transcript as partial. Gene Ontology annotation, molecular function: metalloaminopeptidase activity. The transcript has 4 exons. The record is from RefSeq and is a predicted model, not a curated record. Lineage: Eukaryota; Metazoa; Chordata; Actinopteri; Salmoniformes; Salmonidae. Gene Ontology annotation, biological process: proteolysis.